AUGACCACAGCCUGGCUCGCAGCCACCGAGGUCAAGCUCAAUGCACGAUCUGAGUAUCUCACCUGUGCAAUCUCAGCGCUGCGUGCUGUGGUUUGUGCCGUGAUGGACUCCCAGGGAUCGAGCCCAAUGUGCACGAGCUGUAAAGUUCUGCUUAUCAUUGGCUGCACGUUGGGCGGUGCACGCGCGCUCGCGCCUUUCACUGCGGAAGCAAUACCCGACUGGCCGAAAGUCUGUUCAAGGGCCCGAAUGGGUCGGACAAGCCUGGCGGCUGAAGGCAAGCUGCGCCUCGGGAAUGUGGCAGGGGAGCCUGAGCAGGGAGUCGUGCGAGAAAGGUUUGUCAACGACACCCCCUGUGUCACUGUGCCCAACGACACGAUAGCCUGGAUACCUGUCGCCCUGUCGAGGAUUUGGCUGGCUUCCACGCAGGUGACCUGCAGUCCUGGGUUCACUGGUGUGGACCUAGAGCCAGCGUGGCAAAGCCUCAGCUAG
Molecule: messenger RNA, 489 nt
Organism: Symbiodinium natans
Lineage: Eukaryota; Dinophyceae; Suessiales; Symbiodiniaceae
Source: the annotation of a GenBank genome assembly